This is a messenger RNA of Neltuma alba, 6311 nucleotides long. RefSeq lists its product as uncharacterized. Bases 72 to 6059 code for a protein of 1995 amino acids. Gene Ontology annotation, biological process: recognition of pollen; protein phosphorylation. The transcript is spliced from 15 exons. Gene Ontology annotation, molecular function: protein serine/threonine kinase activity; ATP binding. The record is from RefSeq and is a predicted model, not a curated record. Lineage: Eukaryota; Viridiplantae; Streptophyta; Magnoliopsida; Fabales; Fabaceae. Gene Ontology annotation, cellular component: plasma membrane.
GGGGGGGGGGGGGGGGAGAGAGAGAGAGAGAGAAGGAUCGUAAUGAGAUUCAUCGUCAAACGUCAAGUAAUAUGAAAACUGUUGCGGUGGUUCUCUUCUCCUUCACAAACUGGUUGCUGUGCUUUUCUCAGCCCUAUUUGGCUCUUGAUACUUUAAAGCCUGGAGAAAAGCUUACAGGCAAUGAAACCCUUGUUUCAAAUGGAGGCAAAUUCGAACUGGGUUUCUUUUCCCCUCGACAAGAUUCGAGCAAGUACUUGGGAAUAUGGUACCACGGGUUACAACCACGAACAGUGGUAUGGGUUGCAAACAGAGACCACCCUGCUCCAGAUUCCACUGCAUUUUUUCAAAUUGCAGACGAUGGAAAUCUAAUAGUAUCAGACAUCAACGGAAAAAGCUACUGGUCUUCGGGACUAAAAGCAUCUCCGUCCUUAAACCGUACAGUGAAACUCAUGACUUCAGGAAACCUGGUAUUGUUCGAUAACCAGUUGAGUAUAAAUAAUCUCUGGCAGAGCUUUGAACAUCCAACGGAUACAUUUCUACCAUUCAUGAAAAUGAAUAGAAACAUAAAGUUGACAUCCUGGAGAAGGUUUGAUGACCCAGCAUCUGGGAAAUUCACCUUUCAGCUUGCUCAAGCAGGUGACAACAGCUAUCUCAUUUUGAAAGACCGAGUCCAACUUCACUGGCAAACUUCUGACGCAAUGCCCUCGACGAUAUCGAACUUGCUGACCAACUUCACUCUCAGGCAGAGCCCCCAGUUGAAGAAUAACUUCUCGAGGCUGCCUAAGUUGAAUAACAACGUCAUGAAUUCUACGAAACUGGAAGCCGCAUAUAAUCUUACAAGGCUAGUCAUGAAUUACACAGGGAAGAUCGAAUUUCAGAGGUACGAUAUUACGUUUGGAACUGGAUGGUCUGUGGGAUAUGGUGAACCAUCUGGACCGUGUAAGAUACACGACGCUUGCGGGACCUUUAGUAGCUGCAAUGAUCAGAAUCUCCCUCCCUGCAAGUGUUUGCCCGGAUUUCAUCCCAAGUCACUGGCGGAUAAUUCCCUUGGAGAAAGGUUUAACGGGUGUUUCAGGAAAACAGCAUCGUGCGAAAGAAAAGACAUUGCGUUCCUAAACUUAACGAACAUUGAAAUUGGAAGCUCGGACACGCCAGUUGAUGCAGAAAGCGAAGAAGAAUGCCAAUCUAAAUGCCUUGACAAGUGCCCUCAAUGCCAGGCUUAUUCAUAUAAUACUAAAAUGUUGGAUCGGAAUUCUCCGUCUUGUUUGAUCUGGACUCGGAACUUACCCACUCUCAAAGAACAUUCCCCUCAAAGUGGCAUUUCUCUUUCUGUCCGGUUACUGAUUUCAGACAUAGCACCAAAUGCCAGGACCUGUGAACCUUGCGGCACAACAGUAGUUCCAUAUCCACUAAGCACAGGGACAAAUUGUGGAGAUCCUUUGUACUUCGAGCUAAACUGUGACAAUUCAACGGGCGAGGUUAACUUCACGAUGCCUGGACUUGGACCAAAUCGUGUGGCUAAAAUAAAUUCAGAUGAACGGAAGUUGAUUAUCCAAAUUCAAGGUCCAUACAUCUGUGAUGAUAAAGAGAACCAAAGAGUUCAGCUUGAUUCACCGUUUAGUGUAACCAACUGGUGCUUUGGUCAAGAUAAAAUUGAGGUUACUUGGCUUCCACCAUUAGAACCUCUCUGUCAUAACUCCACAGACUGCAACGAUUGGCCACGUUCAACCUGCAAUAGUGAUUCAAAAGAUGGAAAACGAAGGUGCAUUUGUAAUAAAAACUAUUACUGGAACAACUCAACUCUAAAUUGCACCCCCAUGUCACAAGAGUCGUCUGGAAGAAAAAAACCACUCACUCUAAUUCUUGUAGUAACUCUAUUAACUGUGGCUUUCGCGGCAUGCAUGGUUGUUUUUGCCUAUCUAUGGAAAAGGAAAAUGGCCCGUAAGGAAGACAGGGGAAGAGUUCGGAGAAUCCGAGGGAUGUAUGACAGCGAAAGAGAAGUGAAAGAUUUGAUAGACUUGGAAGAACUAGAAAGAGAUAAUGAAGGCAUUGAGGUACCAUAUUAUGAUUUUGAAACUAUACUGACAGCAACGGAUAACUUUUCAGAUGCUAACAGGCUUGGACGGGGAGGUUAUGGCCCUGUUUAUAUGGGUAUAUUACCAGGGGAGCACUACAUUGCAGUAAAGAGGCUUUCAAAUGUUUCGUCACAAGGUUUGAAGGAAUUCAAGAAUGAGGUUGUUUUGAUAUCCAAACUACAGCAUCGAAACCUUGUCAGACUUCGAGGCUAUUGCAUUACUAAAGAUGAUAAAAUCUUAGUUUACGAAUACUUGCCAAACAAGAGCUUGGACACAUUUUUGUUCGAUCCUACAAAGAGUCUGAUUUUAGAUUGGCAUAUGCGGCUUGACAUAAUUCUUGGAGUUGCUCGAGGAAUACUAUAUCUUCACCAAGAUUCUAGAUUGAGAGUAAUUCAUAGAGACUUAAAAACAAGUAACAUUCUUCUUGAUGAGGAGAUGAAACCAAAAAUUUCAGACUUCGGUAUGGCUAAAAUAUUUGGAAACAAAGAAAUUGUGGCCAACACUGAAAGAAUAGUUGGAACUUAUGGUUAUAUGGCUCCAGAGUAUGCAUUAGAUGGAUCAUUUUCUGUCAAAUCAGAUGUUUUUAGUUUUGGUGUGGUGGUGCUUGAAAUUAUCUGCGGAAAAAAGAACACAGGAUACUUUCAAUCCAAGCAAGCUUUCAGCCUCCUGGGUUAUGCAUGGAGGCUAUGGGCGGAGAAUAAGCUGUUGGAUUUAAUGGAUCCAUCUUUGAGUGAAAGCUGCGAUGCAAAUCAAUUCAUUAGGUGUGCGCAAGUUAGUUUGUUGUGUCUACAAGACGAACCAGAAGACAGGCCCACAAUGUCGCAGGUAUUGAUAAUGCUUGAAAGCGACACUGCAAGCCUCCCAAAUCCAAAGCAACCUACCUUCUUUAUGAAAAAAGACAGAGGCCUUUCUGGCUCUGCUUCUUCUUCCAGUAAACUUGAAUCCAUAUUCUUUUUGCAUGCAUUGUUUUUCACCUGUAUGCAUUGCUCUGCUACGGAUGUCAUAAGCACUGACAAUUUCUUAAGUGAUAGGGAGGGGGACUCUCUUAUUUCUGCCGGGGAAAGAUUUGAACUAGGAUUCUUCACCCCUAAUGGAAGCUUUGGUGGUGGAAGAUAUGUGGGAAUAUGGUACCACAAGUCAAAUCCACCCACAGUUGUGUGGGUUGCUAACCGAGAGAAUCCACUUUCUGAAGCUGGGGGUGUUCUGGCCAUAGCUGAGGAUGGCAAUCUCAGAGUUUUGGAUGGAAGUGGGAGACAUUACUGGGGUACAAAUCUUGAAAUGUCAUCUUCAGCGCACAGGACAGCUAAGCUAAUGGAUAGUGGAAAUCUUAUUAUAAGCGAUGAAGAAAAAGGAAGUCACUCGGUGAAGAUUGUAUGGCAGAGUUUUGCAGCUCCAACAGAUACAUUUCUCCCCGGCAUGAAAAUGGAUGAAAAUUUGGUUCUACCUUCAUGGAGAAGUUAUGAUGAUCCGGCGCCCGGGAACUUCUCAUUUCGCCAAGAUCAAGGAGAGAACCAAUAUAUCAUAUGGAAAAGAUCUAUCAGGUAUUGGAAAAGCAGUACGACAGGUACAUUUUUUGGGUCAGGUGAAAUGUCUUCCGUAAUAUCUUACUUAUUGUCGAAUUUCACCCAGAGAAUAUCUCCAAAUAACUCUGUUCCCUUUCUUACUUCAUCUCUGUAUGGCGACACAAGGCUGGUUAUGACUUACUCUGGUCAGCUUCAGUAUUUGAAGAUGGAUUCACAGAAAGUUUGGUCCUUGGUGUGGGCAGAACCACGAGAUAGAUGCAGCGUGUAUAAUGCUUGUGGUAACUUCGGCAGCUGCAAUAGUAAGUAUGAUUUUAUGUGCAAGUGUUUACCUGGGUUCACGCCUAACUCUCCCGAAGGCUGGGAUUCCGGUGACUUCUCAGGUGGGUGCAGAAGGAAAACAAAUGUGUGCAGAGAGAACGCUGAGAGUGACAGGUUUUUGAGUUUAAAAAUGAUGAAAGUAGGGAGCCCGGAUGCUCAAUUUAAUGCCAAGAAUGAAAUGGAAUGCAAGUUAGAAUGCCUUAACAAUUGCCAAUGCUAUGCAUAUUCAUAUCAAGAUCCUAAAAUCACAAGGGGGGCCGCUAGUGGUGACGCAGUGUGCUGGAUUUGGACUGAAGACUUGAACAAUCUUCAAGAGGAGUAUGAGAAUGGAUGUGAUCUCAAUGUACGCGUAGCAUAUUUUGACAUAGCAUCCAAUUGCAGGACCUGUAGGACUUGUGGUACAAACUUCAUUCCAUAUCCACUUAGCACAGGACCACGUUGUGGCGAUCCCAUGUACUUAAGUUUUCACUGUAACUUCACUACAGGAGAACUUACCUUUGAAAGUCCUGGGGGCACUUAUCAAGUGAUAAGCAUAACCCCUGAAACGCAAAAAUUCAUGAUCCACAGCAGAGACAUAAGUGAUUGUGAGGGUCAAAGUUUGAGGGACAAGCUUCUGCGUCUAAACCAGUCAUCUCCAUUUCAUCUAACUGGCAGGUGCAAUGCUGACCCAAGCACCCUUAAUCCAAUUGCUCCUGCGAAACUUGGUGGGGAAAUAGAAAUGAGCUGGGAUCCACCAUUGGAGCCACUUUGUCGUUCUUUUUCAGACUGUAAGGACUGGCCAAAUUCAAUUUGCAAUGCUUCCACAGAUGGGCAAAAGAGAUGUCUUUGCAAAACAAACUUUCUUUGGGAUGGCUUGAGUUUAAAUUGUACCAUUGAAGGCAGCCGUCGCGGUAAAACAGGCAGGCGUUUGUCUGUUCCUUUGAUUAUUGCAGUCAUUUUCACUAUUGUGAUUGUGCUAAUUCUUCUAUCAAGUACCGUCACCUGUGUUUACAUUUGGAGGAGAAGGAUGAUCAAGACAAAAGAAAUCAGGAGAUAUGUCAAGAAAAAUUCAACGAGGAGCCUGUAUGACAGUGAGAGAUAUGUCAAAGAUUUGAUUGAAUCGGGUAGGUUCAAAGAAGAUGACGGACAUGCCAUAGAUAUCCCAAAUUUUCAUUUGGAAAGCAUACUUGAUGCUACCAAUAACUUUUCAAAUGCAAACAAGCUUGGACAGGGAGGAUUUGGUCCUGUCUACAAGGGAAAGUUUCCAGGAGGACAAGAGAUGGCAGUAAAGAGACUUUCGAGUUGCUCUGGGCAAGGUUUAGAAGAGUUCAAAAAUGAAGUUGUAUUGAUUGCCAAGCUUCAACAUCGAAACUUGGUUAGGCUUCUCGGUUAUUGUGUUGAAGGAGAUGAAAAGAUGUUAGUGUAUGAAUAUAUGCCAAAUAGGAGUCUAGAUUUUUUCAUAUUUGAUAGGAAGUCAUGUGUUUUAUUAGAUUGGGGCAAGCGUUUCAAGAUUAUUUUGGGAAUUGCCCGAGGGCUUCUUUACCUUCAUCAAGACUCAAGGCUAAGAAUCAUUCAUAGAGACUUGAAGACAAGCAAUAUUCUACUCGAUAAAGAGAUGAACCCUAAAAUCUCAGAUUUUGGUUUAGCUAGGAUCUUCGGAGGAAAAGAAACAGCAACAAACACGAACAGAGUAGUUGGAACUUAUGGCUAUAUGUCUCCAGAAUAUGCACUAGAUGGAUUUUUUUCAGUCAAGUCUGAUGUGUUUAGCUUUGGCGUGGUUGUACUCGAGAUUCUUAGCGGAAAAAGGAACAUGGGAUUUUACCAGGCAGAUCAUGAAUUGAGUCUUUUAGGCUAUGCGUGGCAUUUGUGGAAAGUAGAGAGAGCACCGGAUUUUAUGGAUCAGACACUAUCUCAGACAUACAAGACAGAUGAAUAUUUGAAGUGUGUAAAUGUUGGACUGUUGUGCGUACAAGAAGAUCCAAGUGACCGUCCCACCAUGUCCAGUGUAGUUUUCAUGCUUGGAAGUGAUUCCAAUACCCUUCCAACUCCCAAGCAGCCAGCCUUUGUUGCUAGAAGAUGCCCUUCUAGCAGAGCCUCUACUACCAGUAAAGUGGAAUCUUGUUCACAUAAUGAAUUGACUGUCACUUUAGAAAACGGUAGGUAGCUUAUCUAUUCUAGUCGUUGUUUCCAGAAUUACUGCAAGGCUCUGUUUGAAGCAUCGAUUGCUUUUAAUUGUUUUCAAGGGAAUCCUGUAUUGAUAGUCUUCCAAAUGUAAUGUUGAUGGUCUUCUAUUCCAUCCUUCUAUGUGGAUAUCUAAUCCAAGGAUGAGAUUUGAUGACUGAAGAAAAUGAACAUAAUUUGAAUUUUACCUCUUGAUAAAAUGUUUGACCGGAGGUCUCAUUGUUGAAAAUUUCAA